Messenger RNA from Cordyceps fumosorosea ARSEF 2679, 972 nucleotides. Its product is annotated as SAGA complex subunit Sgf29. Bases 1 to 972 code for a protein of 323 amino acids. NCBI's taxonomy places the organism in Eukaryota, Fungi, Ascomycota, Sordariomycetes, Hypocreales, Cordycipitaceae. Gene Ontology annotation, cellular component: SAGA complex. The transcript has a single exon. The record is from RefSeq and is a predicted model, not a curated record.
AUGUCACAACGAAACCGCAGCGGGCGCGGGUCGAGUCGCAACAACGGUGGCUCACACGGCGAGGAGGCCCAGAUAUGGGACUCCUGUAAAAGCCAGUUGGCCGAGAUUGUCACCGGCAUUAAUGCUGAGAAUGACAGCCUAAAAGAGCUCGUCGCCCUGGACAAGCAAGUGGGAGCCAUGGACGCUAACAAAAUCCCAAACGAAUCCCUCAAGACGAUGGAAAACCUUUGUCGGUCCGGUGUUAAGCUCUCCGAGGCCAACAUCACAACCCUCAAGAACGUAACGGAACAGCUUAAGAUUCUACGCGCCGUGGUGGUUGCCAAGGAGCAGGCAGAGGCUGCCGCCGCCGGUCCUAGCAAGAGGGCUGCUAGGGACAGCGCGCCGAAUCCCUCCUUGUACGACUUUGACGCUGCGGCCGAUUCGCCUGUUCCUAGUCCGAUUGGCGGCUCUAGAAAGCACAGCGAGAGGACCAAGGAUCGCGAACGCGAGCGUGAACGAGAGCGAGAUAGCAUACCGCCCAAGGCAGAGAGCGUGGAGCCACCGGGCUCGGCCAACAAGUCCAAGGUCAUAUUCUCCAAGGGAGACGCCGUCGCCUUCAGGUCCAAGGCUGGGUCGACCGAGGGCAUGGCUGAUUGGAUCAUGGGCGAGGUUGCACAAGUCAUUGGGGAUGGUAAGAACCGCCGAUACAAGGUUCUCGAUAUCGAGCCCGACGACCACAGCAAGCAAAAGGAGUACAGAACAGGCGCAAACAACAUGAUUGCUAUUACACCCGAGAGCCAGGCCAGUACACUUGAGGAUUGGAAGAAGGGCCAAGUUGUGCUCGCGCUUUAUCCCAACACAACGACGUUCUACAAGGCAGAGGUGCACAGCAUGGAUGGUGCCGGUAAGGUGAAUCUCAAAUUUGAGGGGGAGAAUGAUUCGAAGAUCCUGCAGCAGGUUGAGCGACGCUUCGUGAUCGAGUACAGGCCGUAA